Racocetra persica is the source of this 303-nucleotide messenger RNA. The record is from the annotation of a GenBank genome assembly. NCBI's taxonomy places the organism in Eukaryota, Fungi, Glomeromycota, Glomeromycetes, Diversisporales, Gigasporaceae.
CUGAUGCUGCUGGAUGUUUUUCCGAUGAGAUAAUACCAGUUGAAGUCAAAACAAAAAAAGGCCCUGCAUUAUUUUCUAGAGAUGAGCAUCCACGUCCACAAACAACUAUCCAAAUAUUAUCUAAACUAUCUUUCGUAUUUGUUAAAGAUACUGGUGUAGUAAUAGCGUGUAAUGCAUCAGGUAUUAGUGAUGCUGCAGGGGCAAUUAUUGUAGCUAGUGAAGAUGCUGUAAAAGAAUAUAGAAAAGUUCCUUUAGCACGUAUUGUUAGUUACUCUGUAACCGGUGUAGAAUCUACUAUUAUGG